Letharia columbiana is the source of this 984-nucleotide messenger RNA. RefSeq lists its product as uncharacterized. The coding region runs from base 1 to 984 and encodes 327 amino acids. The record is from RefSeq and is a predicted model, not a curated record. Lineage: Eukaryota; Fungi; Ascomycota; Lecanoromycetes; Lecanorales; Parmeliaceae. The transcript has a single exon.
AUGGCACCCAGCAAAAGACCUUCACUUGAGAUGACCGUGACCUCAAGUACACUCUUUGGUCUUCCUCUCGAGAUCCGCAUAAUGAUAUACACACAACUGUUGCACAGCACAGCAGAGAUCCUAAUACCCAGCAACCAGUUCAAGCGGCAAAGGAACUGCAAAGGAGUUGGCAUUUACAAGCACUGCGCACUCUGUGGACGAUCCUUCGGAGGAAUCGAAAGCUACAUGUCCCAUCAGUACUUAGGAUGCGGGCAGUCACCAAACCUCAUAAGAUGGCCAAAAGGUCCUGAGCAAGCCCCAAGUCUUUGGCCUGCACUUCUCAGGACGUGUCGGUUUAUUCACCGUGAAGCUGCACCAGUGCUCUACCGGUCCAAUACUUUCUGUUUCGAAGAUGCAGCUACGCCAAACUUCUUUCGCUGGUCUACAGAUCAAGCUCAAGCUCCCUUUAUCGAGAGGGUCCACGUUCUCAUGCCGUUCACGAGGCAUAGGAUACCGAAGAAAAGAGAAACAUACCACGGCAGAAAUCCUUGGUGGCAAUACUGCAUGGGAAACCCAUUCAGCCUGGCAACUGACUUCCCUCAUCUCAAGGGAAUCACCAUCACUUUGGGCCGAGGACUGGCUGUGGCUAGUUCACAGGAUGUUAGGACAAACUUCGAACUGUUCGCCAAACAUGUGUACAGGCUCAAUUGGCUCCAAGUGAUCGGACUGAACGAUCCAACACUGCUUAAGUAUCUCUACUCGGUUGUCGAAAGGGCAGAUGAGGACCAUGGUCGCAAAGGCAUGCAGACGGAGAUCACAGAGUACGAAGAGUGCAUUGGCUGGAAGAAUGCAAUCAUCUGGUGGGGCUUGCCAGGAGAAGAGGCCCCAUGCAAGCCUACGCCGUAUGCUGGAGAUCGACGGGUCAGAAACCGUCUGUUUCGCAUUGUAGAUGGGAAUGUGGUGUCAUACGCUGCCGGCCACUCUUUCUUGGAUCCUGGUGAAUGA